AAUAGGGAUUGACACCAUCGUUCACUUCAACGUAAAGGUAUAAACUUUCUUCCUCCUUAACGUCAAAGUUUCACGCGAUCGUCUCUGUGGAACUCCCUCAGCAUCGGGUAAUUCCCUGAUUUUCCCAACUCGCUCUCGCGGAAACUCUCGAUUUCGAUUGGGCUCUUGAGGAGGUUAUGCAGUUCUUGGAUCCCCUGAGAUUUGUUGUCAAAAACCAGCUUCCAUUACUGAUACACUAUGCCUCCGUCUCAUUCUCAGAGAUCUUCAGUGACACCAGCAUCAGACAGUUAUCUCAAAUGCUACUAUCACUAAUCUUCUUCCACAUAUCCGAAUACAUUCUAGCCAUCACCAUUCACGGAGCAUCAAACGUAACUCUUAGUUCGCUUUUAAUCACCAAGCAUUACGCUUUAGCAAUGCUUCUGUCGCUUCUCGAAUACCUAACGGAGAUUAUCCUCUUCCCGGGGCUGAAACAACACUGGUGGGUCAGCAACUUUGGACUCAUAAUGAUCAUCGUUGGGGAAAUCAUCAGGAAGGCAGCGAUAAUAACAGCGGGAAGAUCGUUCACUCACCUCAUAAAGAUCAACUACGAAGAGCAUCACGGGCUUGUGACUCAUGGUGUGUAUAGACUAAUGAGGCAUCCAAGUUACUGCGGUUUUCUCAUCUGGUCGGUCGGGACACAAGUUAUGCUCUGUAACCCCGUUUCAGCAGUUGCGUUCGCGGUUGUCGUGUGGCGGUUUUUUGCUCAGAGAAUACCGUACGAGGAGUAUUUUCUGAAUCAGUUUUUUGGGGUACAGUAUCUAGAGUAUGCAGAGAGUGUUGCCUCUGGUGUUCCAUUUGUGAACUGA
Molecule: messenger RNA, 845 nt
Organism: Arabidopsis thaliana (thale cress)
Lineage: Eukaryota; Viridiplantae; Streptophyta; Magnoliopsida; Brassicales; Brassicaceae
Gene: STE14A
Product: S-isoprenylcysteine O-methyltransferase
Exons: 3
Coding region: 177-845 (222 amino acids)
Biological process (GO): flower development
Cellular component (GO): membrane; endoplasmic reticulum; endoplasmic reticulum membrane
Molecular function (GO): protein C-terminal S-isoprenylcysteine carboxyl O-methyltransferase activity
Source: RefSeq, marked reviewed